ACGUGCUGCAACGAAUUUCUCUGCGCGUUGUUAUGAACCGUGUGUGUGUAUGCGCGCUGUACCAAACGAGGAUUUUUAGUGAAUUUUAAAGAAAAUAUUGCGUUUAAACUAUUGAAACCCGAUUCGAAACAACAGGCAAAUUACGGAAAACCAGUUGCAGUGAAUUGUGCGUCAAAAUUUCAACCCUUAGUGCGCUUUAUUUUGUGAUUUGCAUUUGGCUUCGGUGUGAUGCUUGUUGUUCGGUUGUUGGCGUCUGUUGAUGUGCUUGCCCGUUGUUGAUCUUGCGUGAAAACAGCAAGCAUGAGCUCGAGAGGAAAACGAUCAUCUAUCCUGAAAAAACAGCAAACACUUCCACCCUCCAAUGGGCGUGCUAGUAGUCCGGUGGCAUCAUUGUCGAGUGUGUUCAAAAGCAGUAGAAAGAUAGAAUUUAACCGUAAAAAAUCCGUCAAGGAAUUUCUCGUCGGCGAAGAUGUGGACACUAUCUGGGGCAAUUCGUACGAAGUUUCCACCGACGGUACACCCUCCAAUGGGCUGGACGAUGCUACACUAGCCAAUAGCACCUCCCCGAGCAUAACGGCCGAUGAGCAGAACAAGGAAAAUCGAUCACUAAACCAGCCCGCCACAGUGGGGGACGAUUCGUUGCGGCGUAGUUCAAUCAACAGCACCAACACCAGCUGGGAUCUAUCGAUCACGAUAGCGGAUGACGAACGGCGAAAAAUACGCAGUGAAACGUCGGCCGUUUUCUCGCAAAGCCUAAACACAACCGAGCGGUUGCUGGUGGAACCGUUUACCGUGCCUCCGGUCGCCGGUAGCGUAAGGAUAAAGUUGAACGGUUUACAGGUUUCGGACGACACCGAAGUGCAGGCGAUGGAUAUAAGCCCGAUCAAGCCGAACGUCCUGCCAUCGCCCUCCAAAUCGCCACGGAAGAUGAUUUACACCUUUCCCAAGCAAGCUAUGUUUGUGGAGAUUAAUGAUGUUCCGCGUUUGAAUGCGGAUGCCUCGCAAAGCGCGAAUCAUCAGCGGGACGUGCAAAAAACAUCGAUUGGACCAUCCUGGCACACCGCUCCAUCCGACACUGGGAGUCAAACGCUUCGUAGUUCCAACAGCGACGUGUCGGAAACGUGGAACUCGCAUCCGCAUACCGUGUAUCGUCCGGGAAUGCUAUCGCAUACGCGUGAUGGCGCCGAUGUGGGAAACGUUAGUUCCGACGUGGAUACGACGAUCGCGCUUACAAACGCCAUGACGAAGGUGCUUCAAUCGUGCUCGAACGAAUCAAUUCAGAAGGCGGCCAAUAUGGACCUGGACGAAUCGACAACGACAACGAUACCGACAAACGCGCUGGCGCGUGCUAGACCAUCAUUUUUACCAUCCAACCAGCGCCCCUGUGUGGAUGAGUCGCAUCUGGAUGCUGAAGCCGACCGAACGCCAAUAGGUGUUAGGCAGCAGGAAAAGGAUACACUGCCGGCAGAUAUAUCUUCCCCCCUGGAAGGACACGCACAGCGCGAUAGCCUGUCGUUCGAUAAUCUUUCACUUUUGAACGAUAUUAGAGGGAAGGAAGAAAGCACAAACAAAACCGGCUCUUCUGAUCAGCAGGGAAAGAUCGGGGCGGACAAAUCAUCAGUAGAAGGUAAACGGGAGUUGUUAACGAUCGAUUUUGGAUUGUCUUCGUUGAGCAUGCAUGGAAGACCCAGCUCACCCGAGGUGCCGGUCGUUGUUAAACCAAGAAUUUUACGUCCCACGCUGCCACCUGCAAUGAUGCUCGAGAUCGCUAGCGGGAAGCAAAAAGACUCGAAAGACGAAUCCGAUCGACCCAGUCGGACGUUAAGCCGGCAGAAAGCAAUUACCAGCGAAGAUCGGGCUGAAGCUGAGGCUGGCUGUAAAAAAUCGCUUGUGGAUAUGGACGUUUCAACGAGAGGAGAACACAAGUCGUGCAAACCAUCAUCAUCAUCGGUUACUUCGAUUCAUUCGCGAACGACCGUUGACAUGGUAGAAUCUCCAAAGCAACCACGACAGCCCGGUCGAUCAACGGUUUUCCUUUCCAACGAUAUUGAACUAGAGGAUCGUGUGGAUGAGUUGCCGAGACAGCAUCGUGGAGCCGUUCUGUGCAAUGACAAGAUGGAGCUGACGGCCCACACUGCUACUACGCGGCGUACCGACUAUGGACAGCAGGAGGAAUUAAUACUGGAUGAAACGACGGGAAGGCUGGUAAAACGUGCCACCGUUCUCGGAACCGUCCCGAUCGAUGAAUCCUCCGCGGAAUGCUGUCCCCCACCACAUUCACCCCAAACAGCGCUUAAUAACUAUCGGAAAACUGUGUAUCCUUUGGACCGAAUGAAGGAAGACGUGAGAACUGAUCCCGCUCGGCAAACAAUUGUUUGUAAUGAUAGUAUGACGAUGGAUGUGUGCGCAACCACCACGCAAACCAAAGCUGGUAGCGCAUCUUCUACGGUGGCAUGCGUCGUUUACGGCCGGAACGUGGAUGAGCUUUCGAUUCACGCCACACGUGGUAAUAGUGCGGUGGAUAUGAAAUUUGCUCGUCCUCCAGUGUCUAGUUGUCGUCAAACCGUGGUGCAGGAGGAGAAUAUGGCCAUAGCGGAAGAGACGACUAGUAAAAGCCCUCUGGCGACAAACCCAGACCGCCGAACGAUACAUACUGUGCGUGCAAUGGAAGAAGAAAACCCUACGGUGGACAAUUGUGCGCAGAAAAGCGGUGGAACAAAUGCCCGGAAGAGUAAUUUUAAUGCGGAAGCAAUGGAGCUAACUUUGGUGGAGAAAUUGAAAGACUUGCCGGAGCAGUUUAGAGCGGUCCGACACACAAUGCACGCCACUGAGGCAAUGGACGAAAGCAAGGUGGAGCCAGCACGGUGCGUGCGGAUGGAUACGAUCGGGCAUGGCGAGCUGCAAGAGUGCAUGGAACUUCAAAAAACCCAUCAGACUGAAGAAACGGAGGUGCCCGUCAUUCAAAAAUCACACCCAACGUCAAGGAUCCCUCGCCUGACGACCUAUUUGCGAGAGGAUAUGCAGGACAUUCCAGACAAGCCGAGAUAUUCCAUCUACGAACGGGAGGAUAUGGACGUUACGAAGGCUGACGACGAUCGUUCGAAUUGGGCAGCUGAAGUGAAUCCGCCUGUCCAUAUGAUGAGCCAGCUGAAAUCGAGACUGUCCGUGUACGAGCAUGAAGCCAUGAACGCUACGAAUGUUUGUGCAGGCGAGCGCAAUUAUUCCUCCCCGCGACGAGAAUCGAUCGAAAGCGGCGGGGAAGAGGUGCCGCCCGUCACUGAUACACAAGCCAAAAGUGUUACGAUGCAAGAACCAAAAAGCAAACCGCGGCAAACCAUACACCUGAAAGAAGCUAUGGACAUCGAAGCGCCGAACGAUAUUACAAACUACAACACAUUUUUGGAACAUUACGAGUCAUCCCAUGCUACAACUACUUCCACUGCACAUCAAAUGGAUCUUUUGCAAGAAAAAGCCUUCAAUUCUACACGCCUCUCGAAAGCAUGCGAACGGGAGGUAGAUCUUUCGAGGUCGGUCAUUCGCUCGAGACUUUCAUCCUACCGUGUAGAGGCAAUGGUGGAUGAGUCCGGGUCUAAUGACGAUCAGAUAACACCACCGGAUCAAAUGUGCCCGAUGAAUUUGCCAGCGAAAGUACCGUUUUCCACCGCACAGCUAGAUUCUGCCAUGCAUAUGUCACCACCGGUCGGGGAUGAUUUCCGAAAGUCAGCACAAGGACGCAACGCGAGAAAGACCGUUUAUUGCCCGGAAGAGAUGACAGCUACACCGAAAGAGUCCAAAACAACCCAAGAAUCGUGUGGUUUGCGAACAUCCGAUUUGCAAAGAAUUGCUAAACAGAGCGAUCCGAUCGACAUGGAAGGUAUAUCGGUGCUCGAGAGUGAUGCAACUGAUCCGAAGCUGGAAAGGGAAGUUAUUGUGGCUACUACCACCACCACCACCACCAGGGGAACAAUCUUCUUCAGUGACGGUGCCACUAGUGCGGUAGAAGCGAGCACGAAAAAGCACCCUCAUAAUCGGCUCUCGAUUUACGAAGCAGCGGCAAUGGUUGAGGAAACGGUACCGUUCGAUUACGCACGAUUGAAGCAAGGACAUCGCGCCAAGAUGUCCGCUGAGCGCAAAAGCAACGAUUGUAUGGAUGAAACGAUCGUUCCGGAGAACAUCCGGGUAGAGCGUGAUACAAAAUACGUCCGACAAGCGUUUAGCAGAAGAGGAAGCACUCUGAAAGAAUCGCCCACUAUCGUGUGUCCUGCCGAACAUCCACCCGCAAUCGAUUGCCAUCUGUCACACGAACAAGGUACGCCACUGUACGGCACGGAUGAAACAAUGGAGCUAACGACUGCCGUCUCCAAGCCGCACAAACCUUCGCAAGCAGUUAGAAGCAGACAAACGAUCCAUCAACCAGCAUGUAUGGAUUUGACGGCUGUUGACGGAGGGACUGUGACACCGCCACCUUUGGCAGGAACACCGGAACCACCACCAUCUUCUCACCGUGAAACCAUCCACAAUGCUACAAGAGCGAUGGAAGAAACACUCCCCCCACAUAAUGGGCCGGAAGUCAGCGUUAAAAGCGCGCACCGACGUACGGCUCGUCAGACAAUUUUAAUUUCGCAAGAUAUGGACGUGGAGGAGGAGGAGGAAGAGGAGCAGUCCUACGCACUAUCGAUGCUACCUCGUGAAUCGACGGAAGAUCGUGUUCCUCGCUCGGCAUCAAUCCUACCAAAGCGAGCCUUCUUCUCCACCUUUCCGUCGCUUGAUAUCGGUUCCGACUUUAGGAAACCCAGUCUUCCGGAAUAUGGUCCACAGCUAUCUCCAACAGCGGAAAGGAAAUCCGUCACCAGAAACGAUUCACGCGCGUUCAACGUACAAGACCUUACUGACAUCUCCAUGUCCAUCUCGACGAUGCAACCAGAGCUAGCGAUCCCGUACAUUGGCAACAUUACCGCUGGUGGUAUGAUGAGCUUGCGCGAAGUUCCGGAACCGUUUCCGUCUGCAUCGUUCCAAGAGCAGAGCAACUCGGUGUCCGUUAUCUGUCGCGUCGGUCAGGAUGGGCCGGAUGCGUCGGUGGGUCAUCAAAAGACGAUGGCUUUUGUAGCGGCCCGACCAAACCACGUACCGAGUGACGAUGAAUUCUACGAUGCGGAAGAAGGUGAUGAUGCUGCGGUCGAUCCACUAUCGCUGACGAAAUCGCGCCAUUUAACGAUGAAGUUUAUCGAUGUGGGACAGCUGGAGCAGACCGGUUACAGCGCUCCACCUACUGCAAGUAAACGUGUUCACGCGCAAGUCCUGAACUCACCUCUCGUCAGCCGACCUACCGAGGGUGAUCAGGUGGAUCCGUUACAAAUGACCAACCUGCGACAAUCGCUACGCAUGGAUGUGGAGCAUACGCCACAAGGACCGAUUAAGAAGCGUCCUCGAACUUCGUUUGAAAAUCAAGCUCAAGUGGAAAUGGCUGGCUCCACCAGGAAUACUGCUGCUGCGGUUGAACAUCCCUCACCAACGCCUGAACCGGAACCUGCCAGCAUUGAGGAAGUCAUCGUAAAAGAAGAACGACAUACGCUAGCGCACGCUCCUGCGCGCGAGACACUCAUUCACGAUCCGUCGGUGUUUGCGAUGGAAGAGCAAAACUUGCUAGACGACGAAUCGGACCUUCCGUGUACCUCCCUGACGGAAGAAAUGCACCUGGAGGACGAGGAUGAGCAUAUACCGGACGGGCAAUCCCUAACGCCACCUCUAUCGCGACCAACACCACCAAUACCGGUGUGCAAGCUUACGGAGUUAUCGUACUACAAAAACUUUGCCAACUUGACGAUCGACACGUUCGAUUCGGGUAAUGAGGAAGCGUCGUUCACACCGGACGAACUGCCAGAACCGACGCAUCAGGAAGAGGACGCGUGCGUUUCGGAAUGCAUUUCGGUUAGCGAUGAGGAUUCGCUCAUUGUCACACCACCGAGAGUACCGCUCGCUGCCAAAGGUGGUGGAAUGUUGGACCGAAUUUUGAACUGCAACAAUCGGGCAGCGAACGAGGAUGCUGCUGCGCUUGAUUCGACCAUUGCCAGCGAAAUUAUGUAUAAAAUCCGGCAGAAGCGGAAUCCGAUCGUACAGCAUCCGUGCUGUGGUAUGCAGACCGAGUGCAUUUGCCGGCUGCAGCGAGAGCUGAAGCGCCAUCAGGAGGUGACGGAUUCGGUGUGGAACCGGUGGUGCAGUAAGUUUGAAACGAUCAAGCAACGUAUACCGAAGGUGUCUGAGCAGCAGCAGCAGCAGGAACGUACCGAGGAGAAACUAAGGCUGACGAUCGAAGAACAGAUCGAGGAGUUGAAUUGGCGAUUGCUGCGGGGAAAGCUGGAUGAAAGCUUCCUGUUUGUGCAGGAUGAGCUGAGCAGGGAGGAUGUAUCGAGACGCAGAAGCAGGACGACCGCCAGCGGACACUACCCUGAGCCGCCUAGUCUGGUAUUUUUGGCGGAAAAUUUAAGAAGCUACCUAUCGGAAGAAUCGUACGUCGACUGCAGUCCUCCGCCAGGCGCUCCAAUGCCACGAAUCCCACGUAUCACUCAGCUGAUUGCGAAUAAGCUUUCCACCGAUCCGCACUCGCACUGGCUGCUGGACUGUUCGGAGGAACUGGACGGUCUGCUUCUGCUCCGCCACCGUACCCUUCGAAGUUUCGUCCUUUCGAUACAGCUGGCGCCACCACGCACUAAAAACCCAGCGCCCGGCAGCAUCACGGAAAACUGGCGCCUGGAACGGAUACAGGUGCGCGAAUGUCAGCAAGAGUAUGUCCACUCACCGAAGCUGCUGCUAGCGCACAUCGAGUUUAUGCGGCUGGCGAAGGAAACGACCGAGCGGACACUCCGAUCAACGUACCGUACCGUUGCGUCGCUGAUGGGUUUGUGGCAUCGGUUCGAUGAGCUCCUGCAGCGGGUGUUUGACGCUGUCAAUCGGCUGCUGACGAUCAUCCGCAACAACGAAGCUUUGCUGUGUUACGAUGCUCAAAUGGAACGAUUUUGUGUGAAGAAGUGCUUCCACCGUACCCUCGAUGAUGGAAAAAUCGAGGCGAACAUACUGAUGGUACACUUCAACUGGAUCGGAAGCAUCGGUGCGUCGGGAGUGAGCUUCAAAUGGCCCGUAGCAGACCCGGGCAAGCUGCUACCAACUGCACCCAGCGCUGCUGCUGACCAGCAUUCGGUCGCUUCCGGUAGUGGUAACUUUGUGAUGCAGGGCGUUGGGACGAACGAUAAAGCGGGCCUCAUGUUUCUGGAGUGUUUACUAUGGAACGUGGCAAAGCAGUACGAAUCGUAACCCCCCGUUGCGGGGCAGUUCGCUUCUAGUGAAUCCUACAUAGAAUGCAAUUUAACACAGCAGUAAGUGAAUUGUAGAUUAACCGUUCGUUUUUUUAUUUUUUGGGAUUCUCAAUCAACGUUAGCUAAAUUAUCCACAACUAUAGUUAAGUAAGUGCUUGUUUGUUUUAUUUUUAAUGUGGAAUCGAUCGGUGACGUAGGUGUAGCAGUAUAGUCUCGUUUUAUCGACUGUGUAAUAAAUGGUUAAAUGUAAACUUGCGAU
Anopheles stephensi (Asian malaria mosquito) is the source of this 7569-nucleotide messenger RNA. RefSeq lists its product as uncharacterized. The transcript has 5 exons. NCBI's taxonomy places the organism in Eukaryota, Metazoa, Arthropoda, Insecta, Diptera, Culicidae. Bases 301 to 7308 code for a protein of 2335 amino acids. The record is from RefSeq and is a predicted model, not a curated record.